Ambispora gerdemannii is the source of this 756-nucleotide messenger RNA. The record is from the annotation of a GenBank genome assembly. Lineage: Eukaryota; Fungi; Glomeromycota; Glomeromycetes; Archaeosporales; Ambisporaceae.
AUGCCAUGCACAAUUUCAUUAUUUAAACAAGACUAUAGUGAUCUUGAGUUUGAUUUUGAAGAAUAUGUAAGAGGCACGUUGGGUCUUGGUCUUGCCAAAGAAGACAAAAUCUGUCAGGAUUUCCUACGCGGAACAUGCCAACGCGGAACCCUAUGUAAAUACAAACACAGCACAAAACGCGCGAAAGCGGUCGUGUGCAAACAUUGGUUGCGCGGACUAUGUAAGAUGCAAGAUCAAUGCGAGUUUUUGCACGAAUUUAAUGAGAGUAAAAUGCCCGAGUGUUGGUUCUACGUGAAAUUUGGCGAGUGCACGAAUGAGGAUUGUUUGUAUUUGCAUGUUGAUCCCGAGAGCAAAAUAAAAGAGUGUCCGUAUUAUGCAAGAGGAUUUUGCAAGUACGGACCGAAUUGUAAUGCGAAACACGUGCGAAAGACUGUGUGCCAAUUGUACUUGACUGGAUUCUGUCCAUAUGGAGCUGAAUGUCCUAAUGGACAUCCAAAAUAUGACUCGAUAGGUUCACAUCAACGUGAUUAUGAUCGAUCCUCCACAGAAGAAUCAAUCUCAAAAAGUCGUGUGUCUAAAGAACGUCCUCCUUUAAAACAACCACCACCAACUUACCGACCACUAUCAGAAGUUACUUGUUACAAGGACACUUUGCAAACAGAUGCCCAAAACCUCGUGUUAGUAGUAGUAACGGAAGCACUGCUGCAGGGAAUGGAGGAGGUGGAUAUUACACGCGCAAAAGAGACAGCAGUCUAA